Molecule: messenger RNA, 4092 nt
Organism: Betta splendens (Siamese fighting fish)
Lineage: Eukaryota; Metazoa; Chordata; Actinopteri; Anabantiformes; Osphronemidae
Gene: slc45a2
Product: solute carrier family 45 member 2
Exons: 8
Coding region: 2312-4024 (570 amino acids)
Biological process (GO): transmembrane transport
Cellular component (GO): membrane
Molecular function (GO): sucrose:proton symporter activity
Source: RefSeq, a predicted model, not a curated record
CUUACAAAAGUAAUUAAUAGAACGAAAAUUAUCUGUUAAGUUUAAUACUCAAUUAAUGAAAUCAGCUUGAGGAUUUGCUUGUUAAUGUAAUCGUCUCAACAGCUGGUCGGAUAAAACUUUAAGCUCAGAGAAUUUGUUAUCUAUAUAAAAAAAUAAUGACCAGAUUUAUUACUAUAAAAAACAGAGUCCUUUGCAGCAUCUCAUUCAUAUUUUAUUUCGUGAUUUUUGUGCUUUUCAGCUAGAAAAGGUGUUUUACUGAUCCACACAGAGUUUUUCCCCUAACUUGGAUGAAAGCGAAUACAUUAGUUCAUGGAUCCGUGGCUUUCAUCAGGAAUGUACUACAUUCUGCGUAGCAGCCUAAACCAUAAGACCUUUAGGCGCAUUCAGCACGUGAGAGAUGUCUGUGGCAUGACUCUGAACCCCUGACUCACUGCGCCAGACCAAACACAUUAACCACCUGUGGUCAUGUUAGAUGAAUCUUUUAUUGUGUAAAAUAAUUUGGGUUAAAUGUUAUUUUACAGGGUUGCCAGAUAGUGAUUGAUCCUGGAUUUAAUUGCACCACAGGGUUAUUUUAAGGGGAUUAUGUGAAGCAUUUUAAUCAGUGGCUCUGUUUCUAACAGUUCUAGCAAGUAUUAUAGUAAGUAAGUAAUUCUUAAAGUAAAAGUAAAGUAAUUCUUUUUUUUUGUUAAUGCUGAUUGAAUAUUUUUAACCUAACGUGAAAGCAUUAAAUAGAAGUUUUCUUUGUGUCUUCCUUUCUGAUCGGUAUCCUUCCACAAGAAUCACAUGCAUCAUCACUUGAUUAGCUUAAAUGCCAACGUAGCCGACCACAAAGGAGCUUUUGUGAUUUCAUGGUUACGUGAAGAACUUUUUCAUACGAUUCAUUCUUCUCCAACAGGAUGAUUUCCUGCUAUAGUUCCAGUAUUUUAGCUAUUAUUUAUUUGAUAAAGGUCCCCUCUACUAACACACACAGGACGAGAAAUUACCUCACAUGAACUAGAGAGAGCGUCUACAAUGUGGAACACUAUAUUUAAUGACAUGCUGAUUUUAGCAGUUAGUUCUAAAAACGGGUCUGAUGAAAAACAACAGAAGACCUGUGGUUUUAAGUACAUGUGCAUCUGCACAAACAUUUUAAUGUAUUUUUAAUAUAUUUAUAAUGUAACACGUUUUAUGUAUUAGAUUCAUUUCUAUUUAUUCAAUCAAUGGAUCUCAGUGUUUUAUGGUACUUGAACAAAAGCACUUUUUUAGAAGAACAAAUCAUCUGAAGGAUAAAUGGCCCACCUCAUUUAACAGCGCUUUAAGACCUGGUUGAGCCAAAUGUCCUUGCAUUCAUUUCCAUUGGGUGAAAAUAGAUUUUUGACAACUGCAGUGACAAGGUGUCACCGACUGUGAGGGCCAUGGCCGAGGUGUGGUAGGAGCCUGGAGGUUGGCCUUUCCCAAUAUAAAGAGGAGGAAAUGCCAGGUGCCCGUGACCUUUGAAUGGAACCGAGCUGCUGAAGCUUUCUCCUGUGCUUUCAAGGUGGCUUCCGUUCUGUAUUCGCUGUUCUGUUGCUUUCUAUUUUAAACUUGUGAGUCAGAUGCGAGUUCAUCAGCCUUCUCAUCAAGCGCAAUACAAAAUCAGGGGAACAAGCACAAGAUGGAAGGAUGCGCUUAAAUUUUUAAUAACUGCUUUGGGCAUUUUAUUUUCUGUGUAACGGUAAGUGGUGAACGUGUUUCCAAAACAUCCACAUUUAAUUGGACGGCUCAACACAGAGUCCGACCUGGUGGAGAAGAGAUGCAGGAGAAUUUACUGACUGUCGAUUAUCGCAUCAUAUGGGUCUGAGGGUAAAGUGGUCCCUAAUCAAAGGCUCAUCAUUACCUUUGAAUGCAUAUGUGUUUCUGCAGGAAGGAUGUCAUCCUCAGCUGGUGAACAUGAGUGGAGGAGGCACGCACAGCAGUGACUAACACUCGUCAUGCUCAGGAUGUGCGGCACUCAGAGGGGACCGUCCGUCCCGAUGAAGCCAUUAGUCGGGUAAUUGGUGUGGAUGUGGUCGAAUGGAUGCCACUCGUCUCCCUUCUUCUCACCGAGUUCUGUUGUUCAUUGAGUCCUUCCGUGCUCGGCCGCGGCCAGGAGGCAGACCUUCACAUGCGGGGCAAAGCUUCGGAUCCCCUGCUCAUUACUCCGCUAUGCAGUAGAGGAGAGGAUUAGCCCGAGCUGAGCGCCCGCGUGAAGACUGGGCGUUUGGCUGUUUGUCCGUCACCCGGCUCUCCGGUCGUCCCUUUUUAGGCUCCUUUUCCUUCCUACCUCUGCUUUCCUCCCCUCUCUCUGUCAACCAUGACCCUUUUAUCAGAAGACCAGUCCGCGAGGCCUCAGCCGUGCCGAUUCCCGGAGCCCGGCAAAGUCAGCCCCGCUUCCCUGCAUCAGCACUCGACGGACCUCACUACCUCCAAAGAGGAAUACAUGGACAGCGGGGAGGGUGCCGUGUUCGGGGUGGUGGAGCCCCCCAGGCGCUCCCGGGGCCGCCUCGUCCUCCACGCGCUGGUCAUGUUCGGAAGGGAAUUCUGCUACGCCGUGGAGGCCGCGUUCGUCACCCCGGUGCUCCUGAGCGUGGGCCUCCCCCGCAGCCUGUACAGCCUGGUGUGGUUCAUCAGCCCCAUCCUGGGCUUCCUGCUGCAGCCCGUCAUCGGCCUGGCCAGCGACCACUGCCGCUCAGUGUGGGGCAGGCGGAGGCCUUACAUCCUAGCGCUGGGCAUCCUCAUGCUGGUGGGACUCACCCUGUUCCUCAAUGGGGACACUAUCAUUUCAGCUCUGGUCCGUGACGCCUCGUUGAAGCGGCUGUGGGCCAUCGUGGUGGUGAUGCUCGGAGUGGUGCUGUUCGACUUCGCGGCGGACUUCAUCGACGGGCCCAUCAAAGCCUACCUGUUCGACGUGUGCUCGCACCAGGACAAGGAGCGGGGUCUGCACUACCACGCGCUGUUCACAGGCCUCGGGGGUGCGUGUGGCUACCUGGUGGGAGCUAUGGACUGGGGACAUUCCCUGUUGGGUCGACUGCUGGGCUCCGAGUACCAAGUCAUCUACUUCUUCUCGGCGCUCACGUGGGGCAUCUUCCUCAUCGUGCACCUCUUCAGCAUUCCAGAGCAACCUCUGGGCAAGAAACAGCCUCCCGCUGCCUCGGCGCCCACCAGCGCCCUGCACCUAGUGGGGUCCCACAGCAAUGGCUACGGAACGCUGGCUAAGGAGCCCAUCUCUCCUAACGGGCAUGCGCCUGUCACAGACCUUAGGCCGAGGUCCUUCUCUGCCCUCGGGGAGGCUAAUUCUGUGACAUCCAGUGCCAAGCAGCCAAACAAGGAGGCCCAGAAGAGGAUGACAUUUAGGUCCCUGAUGAAAGCUAUUAUCAACAUGCCAAGCCAUUACCGCUGCCUGUGUGUCAGUCACCUGCUGGGAUGGACGGCCUUCCUCUGCAAUAUGCUCUUCUUCACUGAUUUUAUGGGACAGAUCGUGUACAGGGGGAAUCCCUACGCAGCCCACAACUCCACAGCCUAUGCCACGUACGAGAGGGGAGUGGAAGUGGGCUGCUGGGGGCUGUGCAUCAACGCCGUGUCCUCUGCCCUCUACUCCUACGUGCAGCGCUUCCUCCUCCCUUACAUCGGCCUGAAGGGACUGUACUUCGUGGGCUACCUCGUGUUCGGCCUGGGCACCAGCCUCAUCGGCCUCUUCCCUAACAUCAUCGCCACGCUCGUCCUCUGCACCGUGUUCGGCGUCAUGUCCAGCACCCUGUACACCAUCCCAUUCAACCUGGUGGCAGAGUACCAGCGGGAGGAGGAGGAACAACAGAAGCUGCGAGGCAGCAGUGAGAGCGUGCGAGGCUCUGGGGUGGACUGCGCCGCGCUCACUUGCAUGGUCCAGCUGGCUCAGAUCCUGGUGGGCGCGGGUCUCGGCGCCCUGGUGAACCUGGCAGGAAGCGUAAUCGUGGUGGUCCUCUCAGCUGCAACCAUGUCCCUGUUCGGCUGCAUCUUCAUCGCCCUCUUUAUCAGAUAUGUGGAAUGAUUUGGAAUAUUAUAUAAAAGUAUUUUAAUGGUAUUGUUUUAAUACAUAAAGAAUCUUUAUAUCCUUAA